AUGGCCAUAAAUGCGCAACUUAAAGCUGCUGGAUUUCUUUGUUUAAUCAUAAUUGGGAUUCCUGCCAAUAUUUCACUUAUCCUAAGAUUUGCUCACAUUGGUUUCUUAGAGAAAAGGCUCUUACCAGCUAACAUAAUAAGAAUCUCACUUUCUUUCGCAAAUCUCUUUGUUUUGAUUUCUCGUAUAGUACCACAAGCCUUGUUUUCCAUUGGACUAAAGCAUUUACUCAACAACCAACAGUGCAAAUUAGUUAUAUUUACUUUCAGAGUAAGCAGAGCCAUGUCCAUUUGUAUAACCAGUUUCCUUAGCUGUCACCAAUGUAUAAUUAUUGCUCCGGCCACAGGAAAAUGGAUAAACCUCAAAGUAAUGGUCAGUCGUUUUAUACCAUUAAUUCUUUUUUUACUCUUGGCUAUGAAUAUGGGUAUUUACCAUUUUUCACUUUUGUUUGGAAGGGCAACAACCAAUGAAACACUUUCACCGUACACACUGCGCUUAGUAUAUUGUGAUGUUGAUUUUAUGAACUAUUCAUAUUACAUGUUAAAUGGUUUGUUAUCUACAAUACGAGAAAUUAUAUUUGUUGGACUGAUGACUCUUUCCAGUAUGUACAUGGUGUAUGUUCUGUUCCUCCAUGGAAAAUCGAUGAAAGGCAAGCGCAGUUCUGACAAAGGUCAACGUAGGACAGUUGAAUACAAGGCAUCACGAGCUGUCAUCUUGUUGGUUAUAAUGUACAUGGCCUUGUUUGGCAUGGAUAACUCGAUGUGGAUCUACACACUUACCAUGCUCAAUGUGGAUCCAGAUGUAAAUGAUACUAGAGUGUUUCUUGCUGCCUCCUUCACUGCCCUCAGUCCUAUUCAUAUCUUUGCAACUACUCCUAAAUUACACUUUUUCUUUCAAAGUCCAUACAAAAAGAGAACUACUGAUAAACAGACUAUAAUUACAAAUGAAAACAGAAUUACUUUACACAAUUAA
Messenger RNA from Xenopus laevis (African clawed frog), 969 nucleotides. RefSeq names its product olfactory receptor class A-like protein 1. The transcript has a single exon. The record is from RefSeq and is a predicted model, not a curated record. Bases 1 to 969 code for a protein of 322 amino acids. NCBI's taxonomy places the organism in Eukaryota, Metazoa, Chordata, Amphibia, Anura, Pipidae.